GUUUCUGCUGUCAUACCAAUAAAUGAGAGCUGCAGCAGUGACAGUUGAGGGCGAUGAGCAUUAGCAUCGAGGCAAGGCAAUCUGUAAUGAGGAGAGGGUGGGGGUUCAAUUCUGGAAGAUUCUGCAGCAAUCUUACGAGUGGACCCCAUUUCAUUCGUUGAUUGUGGGGACUGUUUCUCUGAGCUAGCUAGGUGGGUUAGCCUUCCCUGUCAAAGCCACAACUGUGGUGGGGGCAAAAGGUUUUAGGAGCCAAUGCCUGGAAUAGACUGAUACCUCCUCCCCUCUGCAAAGAUGUCAAAGAGACCAUCCUAUGCCCCUCCCCCUCCCCCUGCCCCUACAACUCAAAUGCCCAACACUGCCGGGUUUGUGGGGUACAACCCAUACAGCCAUCUGGCCUACAACAACUACAGACUGGGAGGGAGCCAAAGCAGCAACAGUCGGGUAACGAAUUCCUCUGGAAUAAAUAUCCCAAAGCCACCCAAGCCACCUGAUAAGCCAUUGAUGCCAUAUAUGAGAUAUAGUCGUAAGGUUUGGGAUCAAGUAAAAGCCUCCAAUCCUGAUCUGAAGCUAUGGGAAAUUGGGAAGAUAAUCGGUGGCAUGUGGAGGGACCUCACUGAUGAGGAGAAACAGGAUUAUUUGAAUGACUACGAAGCAGAGAAGAUUGAGUAUAAUGAGAGCAUGAAGGCCUAUCACAACUCGCCAGCCUACCUGGCUUACGUCAGUGCAAAAAGCCGAGCCGAGGCAGCUCUGGAAGAGGAGAGCCGCCAAAGGCAGUCCAGACUGGACAAGGGCGAGCCCUACAUGAGCAUUCAGCCAGCGGAGGAUCCAGAUGAUUACGACGACGGGUUUUCUAUGAAGCACUCAGCUGCAGCUCGUUUCCAACGCAACCACCGUCUGAUCAGCGAGAUCCUCAGUGAGAGCGUGGUCCCAGACGUGCGGUCAGUUGUUACCACGGCUCGCAUGCAGGUCCUCAAACGCCAGGUCCAGUCUUUGAUGGUACACCAGAGAAAGUUAGAGGCAGAGUUGCUUCAGAUUGAAGACCGCCACCAGGAUAAGAAAAGAAAAUUCAUCGAAGCCACAGAGUCCUUCACUAAUGAGCUCAAAAGGCUGUGCUGUAUGAAGGUGGAAGUGGACAUGGAGAAGAUUUCUGCAGAGAUUGCUGCAGCAGAAGAGGCAGCCCGCAAACGGAUGGCAGACCGUGACAAGGAUGCAGGAGACAGAGGUGCAAGAGAGGCUCCCACCUGUGUCUUAGCAGAAGAAGAGAAACACAUUUGUGCAACACAUGGCAACAAGUCCCAGCAAAAUUCUCUAAGUGAAAGUAGCAACAAAGAAGGCGAGGAUGCAGAAUCCAACACCCCAGAUACACCAGGGAAGCCGAAAGCCUCAGAGGAGCUUGAGGCUCAUCCAGGCAGUGAGGAGGGGGUGUCAGAGGACAAGGAGAGCGUCCCAGAGGGAGCCAUGGAGGAGGGAACCAGUGACAGUAACACAGGCUCAGAGACCACCUCUGCUCAGACAGAAGAUGCCCCGACUAGUGAGCCAUCAGAGGGGCUCAGCAGGGCGAGAGCGGCCCACUAAGCCCAACACGUGACUGUCUGUGAACUGUAAGGCUGCCAUUAUGUCUGUUGGCCUCCGAUAUCACGCUCUGAUAACAUAUAUUGCACAGUAUCAUCUCAGUUUGUCAAAGCAUACGAAAAAUGUUCAGAUGGGCUUAAUGUUUAACAAGCCUGAGGCAAAGAUGAUGUUUUAGUUGAGUUUGGAAACACCGAGGCUCACAGACAUACUCUGAUUACAAGUAAAUGAAAAAUGUAAAGCACUUGAAGCCGACAAAGCAAUGGUCCAGUCUAAAAUCAAUGGCUGCUAAGUGCGCCACAAAAGCCCACAUGAAAGCACUAUAUUUCCUCCACAGGCCUCAUUGCCAUUUGGAAGAACACAUACAUACAAGCACUCUUCAGAACAUAUUGAUACAUAUCUCUAGCACCCUUUCUGGCAGAUCCCAGAUCGCCGCAAAUGAAGACUGGCUUAUGAAAAAAGCCGUCACAUUAAACAAACAUUGUUCAGUGUUAUAUUUAACUUUGUUCUUUGUAUUGUGGUGUCCUUGUUGCUUUUAUUGUUAUUUUUGCAUGUUGCAAUUU
Molecule: messenger RNA, 2132 nt
Organism: Sander lucioperca (pikeperch)
Lineage: Eukaryota; Metazoa; Chordata; Actinopteri; Perciformes; Percidae
Product: SWI/SNF-related matrix-associated actin-dependent regulator of chromatin subfamily E member 1
Exons: 11
Coding region: 292-1575 (427 amino acids)
Biological process (GO): negative regulation of DNA-templated transcription
Cellular component (GO): SWI/SNF complex
Molecular function (GO): nucleosomal DNA binding; nuclear receptor binding
Source: RefSeq, a predicted model, not a curated record